AAAAUGCCAAUGGGAAGUUUUAAGUAAAAGAUACCCCCGCACUGUCUUGUAACUAAUAACAUUAAAGACAAAAUCAAGUUUGAUUUUUGGGGGGUUAUCCUAGGUAAUCUACACAAAUGCUGCUAUGUGUGAUAAUUUAUAUAACUGUAUUAUGUGUACCUGUACUUAAAUAAACUUAGUUAUUAGUUCUAGGUUAAGAUUAAAUAAAUACUAAAGGGCACACACGGUUCUAGGGCCGUAUGUGCCCUUCAAUUACACAAUAUUUAUUUUUAUGAACAUUCUACGCCUUAAUAAUAUACAGUGUACUCUCCUAUAUGUAGUUGCAGGGGUUGAUGCACAGCUCAUGUACUUGAGUGAGUGAGAGUGAAGUAAGGAAGCAGUCUUCAUGGUAGAGUGGGACAAUGAAGAUACAGUUUGGAGACAAAGGGGAAGUAUCGUGGGAUGUGCUGUUGGAGGCACUUGACAAGGAACAGUACCUUGAUCAGAGGCACCAACAGGAAAACUGUUGCAGAAAAUGCUUAAGGAAUUUUCAAUACAGGUGCUGUGGAGGUUCAUGGUAUCACUUGUGUUUUGAGAGUGGCCCCGAUCCCCGUCCCCUUAAUGGCAACAUAACUUUGGACCUGAAUUGUCUUGUAACAGAGACUGCAAAUGCACCCAUUUCAGCAGAUUUUGAGGUGGAACGUCGCAUUUUUUGGCUGUGGGUGAAGAUACCUUGUCUCGAUGGUUUGGGAUCCUGCCAUUAUAAUGAUGUGUGUGAGGUAAUACCAUUUCCUCCAUCUGAACCAUGCCCUGAUCCAUUCCCAAGAUUCAAACUUCCAUGUCGUUGUCCUGCUUUAAAGGGCCAUUACAUUGUGAAGAAUAGUACAUUCAGUGUUCCAGGUAUUGUGAGUUAUUUACCUUCUUGGCUGAUCUCUGGUGACUACUAUGUUCAUGGAGUAGCAUACAAAAAUAGCACCAGGCUUGGCUGCUAUUCUGUUUAUGCCUCAGUUUCCUAUUAGAGUUCACAUAUAAGCUUUCAAGUUUUCAUAUGGUUAAACCUCUUCAUAACAUUUUAAUUUAGGUUUUUCAUAUCUUAAUAUGUAAUCUAAAAAUGAAAAAAUAUGAUUUGCAUUUAAAUAUUAUAACUGUACUCAUCAUUAGGAAGAUAGAAAGAUAAUUAAGAUUAUCAUAAGAAAAUUACUGAUUGUGUUGAUAACUCAUUCCAGUUGCAUGGCACACACAAAUGACAUGACAUGUGUAUAGGAAUUACCUAUACACAUAAGGGUAUAAAAGUGCAGCAUAUUAUCCGAGCAUGUAUGUGCUAGAGUAUCUUAACAAAAAGACCCUUUAAGGCAGUUGCUUAAUUUUUAAUGCUGUGUAUUAUUAUUUUUUUUUUUUAUUAUCACACUUGCCGAUUCCCACCAAGGCAGGGUGGCCCAAAAAAGAAAAACUUUCACCAUCAUUCACUCCAUCACUGUCUUGCCAGAAGGGUGCUUUACACUACAGUUUUUAAACUGCAACAUUAACACCCCUCCUUCAGAGUGCAAGCAUUGUACUUCCCAUCUCCAGGACUCAAGUCCGGCCUGCUGGCUUCCCUGAACCCCUUCAUAAAUGUUACUUUGCUCACACUCCAACAGCAUGUCAAGUAUUAAAAACCAUUUGUCUCCAUUCACUCCUAUCAAACACACUCAUGCAUGCCUGCUGGAAGUCCAAGCCCCUCGCACACAAAACUUCCUUUACCCCCUCCCUCCAACCUUUCCUAGGCCGACCCCUACCCCGCCUUCCUUCCACUACAGACUGAUACACUCUUGAAGUCACUCUGUUUCGCUCCAUUCUCUCUACAUGUCCGAACCACCUCAACAACUCUUCCUCAGCCCUCUGGACAACAGUUUUGGUAAUCCUGCACCUCCUCCUAACUUCCAAACUACGAAUUCUCUGCAUUAUAUUCACACCACACAUUGCCCUCAGACAUGACAUCUCCACUGCCUCCAGCCUUCUCCUCGCUACAACAUUCAUCACCCAUGCUUCACACCCAUAUAAGAGCUUUGGUAAAACUAUACUCUCAUACAUUCCCCUCUUUGCCUCCAAGGACAAAGUUCUUUGUCUCCACAGACUCCUAAGUGCACCACUCACACCCUUUUCCCCUCAUCAAUUCUAUGAUUCACCUCAUCUUUCAUAGACCCAUCCGCUGACACGUCCACUCCCAAAUAUCUAAAUACGUUCACCUCCUCCAUACUCUCUCCCUCCAAUCUGAUAUCCAAUCUUUCAUCACCUAAUCUUUUUGUUAUCCUCAUAACCUUACUCUUUCCUGUAUUCACUUUUAAUUUUCUACUUUUGCACACCCUACCAAAUUCAUCCACCAAUCUCUGCAACUUCUCUUCAGAAUCUCCCAAGAGCACAGUGUCAUCAGCAAAGAGCAACUGUCACAACUCCCACUUUAUGUGUGAUUCUUUAUCUUUUAACUCCACGUCUCUUGCCAAGACCCUCGCAUUUAUUAAAUAUGUAUUAUUAUACAUAUUUAAAAACGUACACCAAACCUGUACUGCAUGGUUAGUGCUUUGUAGUAGGUGGCAGACUGCAGCCAAUGUUGUGACAUGCUGUAUGGUGCAUCUUUACGAACUAUGCCCCCCAUGAAGUUUGCCACACAAAUGGCUACUCUUAAUUACCUGCUACACAACAUUGGAAAGAUGGGUAAGCCUGAAGCACAUGUUCAGAUAAUGCAUUUCACUUUUAUAGCCUAUAAUGUUUAUUUAAAAAGUAUGUUUAGCCAUAGCUUUUUCUUCACAUAUACGUAAUUUCUGAUCUCGCCUUGUACGCAUAUGCAAUUCUAAUUUUUUACUGUAUUUUUCCAAAUAAUUCUUAUCCUUAUCUAUCAUUGUCUCCCUAAAUGCUAAGCCACCUUAUAUAUGUUAAGACUGACAUCUCAUCAUAUGACGAUUGCCUACACUUUGCAAGAAAAACUAUUUGUGACUUGGUAUAAUACUGACAUUUAAAUUUUUUUUUUUUUAUCACACUGGCCGAUUCCCACCAAGGCAGGGUGGCCUGAAAAAGAAAAACUUUCACCAUCAUUCACUCCAUCCCUGUCUUGCCAGAAGGGUGCUUUACACUACAGUUUUUAAACUGCAACAUUAACACCCCUCCUUCAGAGUGCAGGCACUGUACUUCCCAUCUCCAGGACUCAAGUCCAGCCUGCCGGUUUCCCUGAACCCCUUCAUAAAUGUUACUUUGCUCACACUCCAACAGCACGUCAAGUAUUAAAAAUCAUUUGUCUCCAUUCACUCCUAUCAAACACACUCACGCAUGCCUGCUGGAAGUCCAAGCCCCUCACACACAAAACCUCCUUUACCUCCUCCCUCCAACCUUUCCUAGGCUGACCCCUACCCCGCCUUCCUUCCACUACAGACUGAUACACUCUUGAAGUCACUGUUUCGCUCCAUUCUCUCUACAUGUCCGAACCAUCUCAACAACCCUUCCUCAGCCCUCUGGACAACAGUUUUGGUAAUCCCACACCUCCUCCUAACUUCCAAACUACGAAUUCUCUGCAUUAUAUUCACACCACACAUUGCCCUCAGACAUGACAUUUAAAAAAAAAAAACUAUAAUUCCAAUUUAUUUUUUAUCUCGAUAUCCAUGCUCACCACAUUUUAUAAACAAAGACUAGGUCACAACUCAGGAGUAUCUCUAGAUA
Molecule: messenger RNA, 3666 nt
Organism: Cherax quadricarinatus
Lineage: Eukaryota; Metazoa; Arthropoda; Malacostraca; Decapoda; Parastacidae
Source: RefSeq, a predicted model, not a curated record